Molecule: messenger RNA, 1266 nt
Organism: Mercurialis annua (annual mercury)
Lineage: Eukaryota; Viridiplantae; Streptophyta; Magnoliopsida; Malpighiales; Euphorbiaceae
Product: protein MRG1
Exons: 11
Coding region: 168-1013 (281 amino acids)
Biological process (GO): regulation of DNA-templated transcription; chromatin organization
Cellular component (GO): histone acetyltransferase complex; nucleus
Source: RefSeq, a predicted model, not a curated record
AUGGGAAGCUCGUCUAAGGACGCCUCCGGUAGCGACGGAGAAGCCUCAAGCGGCGACGCUCCUCCUUCGAAUUCCGGUCUCUUCUCCGAAGGUGAACGCGUCUUGGCUUAUCACGGUCCUCGCAUUUACGAGGCUAAGGUUCAAAAAGCUGAGCUUCGGAAGAAGGAAUGGAGAUAUUUGGUUCAUUACCUUUUUUUCUGUUUUUCAGGGUUGGAAUAAAAAGGAAACAGAAAUCAUUAGUGUGGCUUGGACAUAUUGCCAACAGUUGGGACGAAUGGAUAGGCACGGAUCGACUGUUGAAACCUACAAAAGAGAAUAUCAUGAAACAGCAGGCCCUUGAUAAAAAACAGGGUGUAGAUAAGACUUCAAAGUUUGGACGUUCAGGACAGAAGCCAAAGACCUCUACUGAUGCAAAGGUGGAUAAGGAAGAAACAAAAAGCAAUGUGGCUAAAGGGAAGAAGCGUAAAAGUGACUCAGGCAUGGAGAAGGAUAAUUUGUCUGCGGAAAAGUUCAUAAAGAUCCAAAUUCCAUCAACACUAAAGAAGCAACUUGUAGAUGACUGGGAAUAUGUCACCCAACAGGAUAAGCUUGUUAAACUUCCACGGUCACCAAAUGUGGAUGAUAUUUUGACAAAGUACUUAGAAUACAGGUCAAAGAAGGAUGGAAUGAUGACCGACUCAGUUGGAGAAAUUUUAAAAGGUAUACGUUGCUACUUUGACAAAGCAUUAUCAGUGAUGCUCCUAUACAAGAAUGAACGCCAACAGUACGAUGAUGCCGUCGAAAAUGACACGUCUCCAUCAACUAUAUAUGGCGCUGAACAUUUAUUGCGACUAUUUGUAAAAUUACCGGAGCUAUUGGCAUAUGUGAACAUUGAAGAGGAGACACUAGCACGCUUACAACAGAAAAUACUCGACUUCCUCAAGUUUCUGCAGAAGAAUCAAAGUACUUUCUUCCUUUCAGCUUAUGAUGGAUCUAAAGUUUCUGAAGGCAAAGGCAAAGGAAAAGACGAGUGAUCCAUUGCAUAAAUGCCCUAUUAUUUGCUGAUCUAAAACAACAGGUACACGAUAGAGCAUCAUCGAUUUGUUGUUGUAAGUUGUAACACUAGCAUUUGUUAUUUUAUUUUUUUUCCAAAAAAAUCGAUAAAACGAGGGUUUGAGAUUCUGACAAGACCCUACACAUAGACGACUGUCGUCCAUUUGUUUGUCAUAACUUGCAAGACUUUUUAGCUUAUUGAAAUGUGCAUCAGCAAUGAUGUGAAAUUUGCUA